Molecule: messenger RNA, 1078 nt
Organism: Sorex araneus (European shrew)
Lineage: Eukaryota; Metazoa; Chordata; Mammalia; Eulipotyphla; Soricidae
Product: Leucine-rich repeat-containing protein 29
Exons: 5
Coding region: 215-1078 (287 amino acids)
Biological process (GO): SCF-dependent proteasomal ubiquitin-dependent protein catabolic process
Cellular component (GO): SCF ubiquitin ligase complex
Molecular function (GO): protein binding
Source: RefSeq, a predicted model, not a curated record
GCUCUCCACCGAGGCCGUGGCUGCCCUCUGCCGCCAGCAACCGGGCCUCACCUCCCUGGACCUCAGUGGCUGCUCAGAGCUGGCGGAUGGGGCCCUGCUGGCUGUGAGCCGGGGCCUGCGACACCUGAGGCACCUGAGCCUGAGGAAGCUGCAGCGGCUGACGGAUGCAGGAUGCACUGCUCUGGGGGCCCUGCGGGAGCUGCAGAGCCUCGACAUGGCUGAGUGCAGCCUCGUGAGCGGGCGGGAACUGGCGCAGGCCCUGGGCGCAGUGCACCGCGCUCCACCGCCCCUGGUCUCCCUCAGCCUGGCCCACUGCUCCUCACUCAAGGAUGCUUUCGUGCUCUCCUUGAUCUCCAUGUUGGGUCCAAGCCUCAGGGUGCUGGACUUAUCCUCCUGCGUGGCCCUCACCAGUCGGACAGUGCAGGCCAUUUGCACCCACCUCCCGCACCUCUCAGUCCUGCGUCUGGCCUGGUGCAAGGAGCUCCGUGACUGGGGCCUUUUGGGGCUGGAGGAACCAAGUGAGGAGCCUAAACAGAGAGCCACUGAAGAACAGGAGGCGUUGGAGCGGCUUCCACAGCUACGGGGGGCCCUGUCGCCACCACAGCAGGGACGGACCCUGCUAGCACUGCAGGCCCUGCAGCAGCUGGACCUCACCGCCUGCAGCCAGCUGACGGAUGCCAGCUUGGCCAAGGUGCUCCAGUUCCCCCAACUGAGGCAGCUGUCUCUAAGCCUGCUGCCCGCACUCACAGACAAGGGCUUGGUGGCUGUGGCCUUGGGCUGCCCCAGCCUGGAGCGCUUGGCCUUGAGCCACUGCAACCUCCUGAGCGAUGAGGGCUGGGCCCAGGCCGUGGGCUCCUGGCCACGGCUGCAGCACCUCAACCUCUCCAGCUGCAGUCAGCUCACAGAGCGGACUCUGGCUGCCACGGCACAGGUCUGCAGGCAGCUCCAAGUGCUGGACGUGUCUAUGUGUUCCCGCAUCAGCAUGGCCGCGGUCAAGCGCUUCCAAGGGCAGCUCCCCCAGGUGACCUGUGUCCAGUCCCGCUUUGUGGGAGGCGCAGACCUGACCCUGACGCUCUGA